CGAAUGAUAACGACUGCCCAGACAGCGUGCUACAUGUGUAUCCAGACACCCAACCUAACAUCUGUCGCCGAGCCUCCAUGGCUGAGCGUGAUGGGCGGUUCCGCGCCCCCGAUUCAGCAGUUCAUCUUUUCUACUACAGCGCGCAUCCUUGGUACCUGAUUACCUUCCUCUUUCCGUAUAGGGUUGACAGCUAUUCACUGUGUAUAUAGAGGUGACUGGCAUGGCGAUGAACAUGAUACUGCGUCGCCAGUCCGGAUUUCCUCCCCAACAGCGGGAACUUGCAUUUGUUGCUCUUUGAAAGCACCGAAUCCCUGAACCAUCAAAGCCGAUACUAUCCACGACCAUGAAGGGAUUCAUUGCUGUCUCCGUAGCUCUUGCGACAGUCGCUGGUGCUCUACCAGCGCCUGUGCCAGCGCCUCCAAACGUUCCAUCUGCCUCGCAAGCGCAGACACAGUUGAACGGCCUGACUGUCAAAGCCCAGGGGGCUCAGGAUGGUUACUCUCGUGAUUUGUUUCCGCACUGGAUCACUCAGAGCGGAACUUGCAACACUCGUGAGGUUGUCCUGAAGCGUGAUGGCACAAACGUUGUCCAAGACUCUGCGUGCGCAGCUAUCAGUGGCUCUUGGUUUAGUCCCUAUGAUGGUGCUACCUGGACUGCUGCAAGCGACGUCGACAUUGACCAUAUGGUCCCUCUAUCCAACGCAUGGAAGUCUGGUGCCGCAUCGUGGACGACCUCUCAACGUCAAGCUUUCGCCAACGACCUCACCAACCCUCAGCUCCUUGCUGUUACUGAUAACGUCAACCAGGCAAAGGGUGACAAGGGCCCUGAAGAGUGGAAGCCUCCGCUAUCUUCCUACUAUUGCAUCUACUCCAGGAUGUGGAUCAAGGUCAAGUCUGUUUACAGCCUGACCAUCACCUCCGCCGAAAAGACUGCGCUACAGUCUAUGCUGAAUACUUGCUAAGCGUAGCAUGAAGACUUCCAUUCACUCUGUAAAUACUUUCAUGGCGUUUCGAUGUUGCUGAGCAGGCUCCUGGCGUGAAUAAGCCCACUGAGGAAUUGCGAUGAAAAGAUCGCAAUCACUUCCUCCUCAAUCAAUAUAAAGAAAUA
Pseudovirgaria hyperparasitica is the source of this 1107-nucleotide messenger RNA. RefSeq lists its product as uncharacterized. The record is from RefSeq and is a predicted model, not a curated record. The transcript is spliced from 3 exons. Bases 344 to 961 code for a protein of 205 amino acids. NCBI's taxonomy places the organism in Eukaryota, Fungi, Ascomycota, Dothideomycetes, Acrospermales, Acrospermaceae.